AUGUCCAAGGUUUCCAUUGCAGUUAUUGGUCUUCACGGUUUCAUUGGUGAACAUGUUUUGGCCGCUAUCAACUCUGGUAAAUUUGACGAAAAGAUCCAGUUUCCAGUUAAAGCUGUGACUCGUAAAGUUGAUGCCAAGUCCACCGACAAGAUCCAGUAUGUUCAUGCACCUGAACUUUUGGAUCCCAAACUUGCUACCGAGCUCAAGGGUGUUGAUGUGCUUGUUGAGUUGACUACUCCAACACCCGAGAUCUUUAAAAAUAUUGAAAAAUUGAUUGAGCGCGUGAAUCCCAAGUUGUUUAUUCCUUCGCAAUUUGGUACUGAUCUUUUGCAGCUUGGCACUUAUGCAAGUGGAUUUCUUGAUUUCAAAACAGAACAUUCAGUGAAUGUUCGUAAGUUAGGAGUCAAAGUUGUUGACAUUAUUACUUCAUUGUGGGCUACACCUGGGGCAUACUUGUAUGAUUGGGUUGGUGCCGUUGGUAUCACCGAGGAAGGAAUCAAUGUGAUUGGUGAUAUUAAUCAAAAGUUCAACAUCUGUAAGUUGGAGGAUGUUGGGAAUGUUGUAUUGGCCGUGGCUACUUUUCAACAGGUUGCCAAUUUGCCGGAUGUCCUUCAUAUUGCUAGUGAUACCGUUACCGUGAAGAAUAUCAUUGAUAGGUACAGUGUGUCCAAGAAUAAGGACUUGAAGGUGAUUAGUGAGAUCAGCGCUGAGCAAGGUAGAAAAAUACUCAAUGACAAGUUAAAAGCUGGUUUUAAAGAAGAUGAUUUUUACUUUUAUUUGCAAGCUAUUGUUGCUCAAGGGUUGGACAAAGGUUUGUACUUUAGCAAAUUGGACAAUGAAUUGCUCAAUCCAAACGAAUCAUUAUGGAAAUGGGGUAAAUUCUAG
Lodderomyces elongisporus is the source of this 885-nucleotide messenger RNA. RefSeq lists its product as uncharacterized. The transcript has a single exon. NCBI's taxonomy places the organism in Eukaryota, Fungi, Ascomycota, Pichiomycetes, Serinales, Debaryomycetaceae. The coding region runs from base 1 to 885 and encodes 294 amino acids. The record is from RefSeq and is a predicted model, not a curated record.